AUGGCUACAGCAACACGUCGUACUUUACCAACACUUAAAGUAAAACAAUUACAUCCUCCACGUUUACCAUCACCAGGAAAAUUAGUAACAAAUAAAACAAACACCGGAAGAAAUCUUGAUCCAAUUGAAAAACGUCUACUUAAUAUUCGUCUUCAUCUUUUACGUACUACAACACGACGAACACAAACACCUAGUGAACCAUCACUUGUUUUUGAUUCAUUUCUUUAUUUAGGUGGUUUAAAAUCUCUUAGUAAUCGAGUUCGUCUUACACGUCUCAAAAUAACUCACAUUCUUUCCAUUGUUUUUAUUCCACCAGCAAAAAAUCUCAUUCCAUCAAAUAUCAAACAUCUUUUUUUAAAAGCUGAUGAUAAUAUUGCAUUUAAUAUAAGACAAUAUUUUGAACAAGCAUGUGAAUUUAUUGAAGAAGCACGUCAAUCAAAAGGUUGUGUACUUGUUCAUUGUGUAUGUGGUGUAUCACGUUCAACAACAUUAUGUUGUGCUUAUUUAAUGAAAUAUCAUUCCAUGAGUGUUGAACAAGCAUUAGUACAAUUACGUUCACGUCGUCAUAUAAUUCAACCAAAUAAUGGUUUUCUUCGACAAUUAGUUUUAUAUGAUGAACAAUUACAAAAAGAACAUUAUAAUCAUGAUAAAACAACACUUAAUGUAAUGAUUGAACAGUUUGAGAAUAUUUGA
This is a messenger RNA of Rotaria sordida, 693 nucleotides long. The record is from the annotation of a GenBank genome assembly. NCBI's taxonomy places the organism in Eukaryota, Metazoa, Rotifera, Eurotatoria, Philodinida, Philodinidae.